AUGCUAAGAGUAGUACCUUUUCAACAACGAGCGCUUGGAAUUGGCGUCCACUGGUCAUUCCUUCGUUUACUGGGUUUUAUCCCUGGCGGUAUUUUGUUUGGAAUGAUGAUUGAUACAGCUUGUCUUAAGUGGCAGGAAUCUUGCGGAGCUAAACAGGCGUGUUUGGUGUACGACCCGUACAGACUUUCUUGGACCAUAAUGGCUGUCGCCAUAGUCUGUAAACUUGUCUCAAUUCUGGCAACUAUUCUUGGUUAUAUGACAUACCGACCAAACGACCUGGAUAGUGGUCUGUCUGUGGAAACUACUGAUAGUCGCGGCCCACUGUCGUUGACUGUCAACGAUGAUCGACCACCAAAUGAGAUUAACAACUUUGAAAACAAAAGCUUUAAUCAAUUAUGA
Molecule: messenger RNA, 399 nt
Organism: Enterobius vermicularis (human pinworm)
Lineage: Eukaryota; Metazoa; Nematoda; Chromadorea; Rhabditida; Oxyuridae
Source: the annotation of a GenBank genome assembly